Messenger RNA from Penicillium coprophilum, 1146 nucleotides. RefSeq names its product agmatine deiminase family protein. Gene Ontology annotation, biological process: putrescine biosynthetic process. The record is from RefSeq and is a predicted model, not a curated record. Gene Ontology annotation, molecular function: protein-arginine deiminase activity; agmatine deiminase activity. The transcript has a single exon. The coding region runs from base 1 to 1146 and encodes 381 amino acids. NCBI's taxonomy places the organism in Eukaryota, Fungi, Ascomycota, Eurotiomycetes, Eurotiales, Aspergillaceae.
AUGGCUUCAUCUUCGGUAAAAGCCGGAAGAUUUUUCUUGCCUCGUGAGACAGCCCGUCAUGCAGCGACCAUCCUCGGAUUCCCAUCUCAAGCCUCCAUCGCCUCGGCAUACUACGAAAGCGCAUGCGCUGAUAUAGCUAAUUUGACAUCUGUCAUUUCGGCCCAUGAGCCAGUCCGACUCUAUACGCGACCCGAAGAUGUCCACAAAGCAAAGUCAAUGGUUAGCCAAGCCAUUACCAAAUAUCCGAGCGAUACCUCGAAUAUCAGUGUCAUUCCAUUCGCCACAAAUCACCUCUGGGUCCGCGAUACAGGUCCUGUCUAUCUACAUGGCGUUGGCAUUUCUAUCAAGCAACGUUUUGCAAUCAACUUCGAAUUCAGUGAAUGGGGAAGAAAAUAUGAUAUUGGCCACCAUGACCGGGUUUCAGAUCGCUUUGAUUGGCCUGUGAUGACGCCGGAACAGAUUGAAGAAAACGGAAGCUUUGCCCGCAGAGUUAUCCAGUCGGAUGUCACCCCGUCUCCGGUGACUCUAGUGGAAUCACAGAUUUGUUUGGAAGGUGGUGCACUAGUUGUGGAUGGCGAAGGUACACUUCUGGCCACCGAAAGCAGCGUCAUUAACGAAAAUCGCAACCCAGGUCUUUCGAAGACUGCGAUCGAGGCAGAGCUACGUCGUCUCUUGGGAGUUGAGAAAGUUAUCUGGUUCCCUGGCAGGAAGGACCUGGAUGUUACUGAUGUGCAUGCUGACGCUGAAGUCAAUUUUGUCAGGCCCGGAGUUGUGGUCCUCUCGCGACCCCAUUCUAGUGUGCCAAGACCAUGGGUGAAGGUUUACGAAGAGAUCAGGGAUAUUCUGGGACAGUCAGUUGAUGCCAAGGGUCGCCCCUUUGAGAUACACAUAGUAGACGAGCCGAACCCGCAGGUGUUUGGGAUCCUGUCCUACAACGACCCGGCGACUAACUAUGUGAAUUUUUAUUUCGUCAAUGGGGGGCUCAUUCUUCCACAAUUCGGCGACAUUCGGCGAGAUCAGGAAGCCCUCGUGCUGUUUCAGAAGCUGUGCCCUGAUCGCAUAGUGCGGCCUGUGUUUGUGUCUGCGCUUCCGUUGGCUGGGGGUGUGAUUCACUGCGCAACACAACCAGUUCUUUCGAAUGAAUGA